Ustilaginoidea virens is the source of this 603-nucleotide messenger RNA. RefSeq lists its product as uncharacterized. The record is from RefSeq and is a predicted model, not a curated record. Bases 1 to 603 code for a protein of 200 amino acids. Lineage: Eukaryota; Fungi; Ascomycota; Sordariomycetes; Hypocreales; Clavicipitaceae. The transcript is spliced from 4 exons.
AUGAAGUUCUUGAUCGUUUCAUCAGCAGUCGUGGCUGGUGUUCUGGCCGUGCCAGUGGCACCGGGCAUCCCCAGCACGUCGACGGCGAGAAGUCUCCUCAACGGACUCCAAGUCGCCCAGCCUGGAAGCGGCCAAGGCUACUCUCGCUCCAAGUUUCCUACUUGGGCGACAAUCGAAGGCAACUGCAACGCGCGCGAGUUUGUCAUUAAGCGAGAUGGCACCAAUGUCGAGACCAACAGCGCUUGUGUCGCCGAGUCUGGAGAAUGGGUCUCGCCGUAUGACGGUGAGACGUUUGACCAAGCCAGUGAACUCGACAUUGACCACAUGGUUCCGCUGAAGAACGCCUGGGUGUCUGGUGCUUCGUCGUGGACGACGGAGAAGCGCAGGCAGCUCGCCAACGACGUCACCCGUCCGCAGCUCUGGGCUGUCUCUGCCAGUGCGAAUAGGUCAAAGAGGGACGAGAGCCCUGAUUCCUGGAAGCCCGAUCUCCAGUCCUUCUGGUGCACCUACUCCAAAAGCUGGAUUCAGGUAAAGAGCCACUACGGCCUGAGCAUCACGGAUGAUGAAGCGAGUGCUUUGUCGACCAUGCUGGACACUUGCUAG